Branchiostoma belcheri (Belcher's lancelet) is the source of this 394-nucleotide messenger RNA. RefSeq names its product lipoyl synthase, mitochondrial-like. The record is from RefSeq and is a predicted model, not a curated record. Gene Ontology annotation, cellular component: mitochondrion. The transcript has 3 exons. Gene Ontology annotation, molecular function: 4 iron, 4 sulfur cluster binding; lipoate synthase activity. Gene Ontology annotation, biological process: lipoate biosynthetic process. The annotation marks the transcript as partial. Lineage: Eukaryota; Metazoa; Chordata; Leptocardii; Amphioxiformes; Branchiostomatidae.
UCCCACUGCACACUUGAUCCCAGGUUUGUGAGGGACCCUCGAGCGAAGUACGAUCAGUCCCUACAGGUUCUGUCCCAUGUGAAGAAGACUGUACCUGACAUGGUGACUAAGUCCUCCAUCAUGCUGGGACUGGGGGAGUCUGACCAGGAGGUUAGGACAGCCAUGGAAGAUCUACGAAGUGUAGGGGUGGAUUGUCUCACCCUCGGCCAGUACAUGCAGCCCACCAAGAGACACCUCAAGGUCCAGGAAUAUGUGACUCCUGCCAAGUUCAAACACUGGGAGGAUGUUGGGGGUGAGAUGGGGUUUGCCUAUACAGCAAGUGGACCCCUCGUCAGGUCUUCUUACAGGGCAGGUGAGCAAGGAGCUACUCUUAAUGCAUCUUACUUAGACUUAG